Messenger RNA from Colletotrichum gloeosporioides, 1488 nucleotides. Its product is annotated as putative metabolite transport protein NicT. The record is from RefSeq and is a predicted model, not a curated record. Gene Ontology annotation, molecular function: transmembrane transporter activity. The coding region runs from base 1 to 1488 and encodes 495 amino acids. The transcript is spliced from 5 exons. Gene Ontology annotation, cellular component: membrane. Gene Ontology annotation, biological process: transmembrane transport. NCBI's taxonomy places the organism in Eukaryota, Fungi, Ascomycota, Sordariomycetes, Glomerellales, Glomerellaceae.
AUGACGCUUUCUCGUAACUCGACACGCGGCUCAGUCGAUGUCAAAGUUGGGAUCGAGUGCGAGGAGAAUGCCCCAGCCCGCGACCCUCUACUGGAGCGGUACGACCUCAUCAGGAAUAAGACCCCUGAAGAACUCAAAACACUCGACAAAGCCGUUCGCAAACGUCUUGAUUGGAAAUUCUUGCCCAUGGUCUGUGCCAUGCUCAUGAUGAAUUACUUGGACCGGAUCAACGUAUCGAACGCGCGACUAGCCGGCAUGCAAGAUGAUCUUCACAUGUCCGACACCAUGUGGUCCGCCGGUAUUUCGCUUUUUUACGUCGGAUACAUCAUCUCUCAGGUUCCGGCAAACGUCAUCAUUGCGAAAGGCAAGCCGCGAAUUUUGCUUCCAUGCUGUAUGCUCGGGUGGUCUGUCACCACCUUAUGUAUGCCUGCUGUCACUACCGGCUGGGGGUUCCUCUUGUGCCGCUUUGUCGUAGGCUUAACAGAGGGUCCGUUUGUCCCAGCUGUUUCUCUCAUGACGUCGUCAUGGUACACGAAGCACGAGUCUCCCCUCCGCAUGGGAAUUUGGCACGCAGGAAACACCAUUUCGCAGGCUAUUUCGGGCCUUCUAGCUGCCGGGAUCCUCCAGAAUAUGGACGACAUAGCUGGAAUGUCAGCAUGGCAAUGGUUCCUGCUACUUGAAGGCAUUGUCAGUAUCAUGAUUGGUCUAGUCAGCUUCUGGUUUAUCCCCAACUUUCCCGAGUCAACUGGCACCUAUUUCCUCACUGCUGAGGAGUCACAAAUGGCUCAGUACAGACAGACUGUGUCGGCUGGCGGUCGAGCUGAAGAUGACGAGGGAGAUUACUGGGGAGGGGUGUGGAUGGCACUCAGAGACCCAUUCACGUACUUCUUCUCUGCCAUCCACUUUUUUCUCAUCAUUGCGCAGUCUUACAAAGACUUCUUUCCAUCGAUUCUCGCCACUCUUGGGUUUGGGGACACCACUACGUAUCUCAUUCAAGCGCCGCCCCCUAUUAUUGCCUUUCUUGUAACUCUGGCAGUUUCCUGGUCAUCUGGGAGAAUGCUUGAGCAUGGCUACCACAUCAUAGUGCCAAUCCUAUUGACACUGGUUGCAUGCGUCGUGAUGAUCACAACGUUGAACGUCGGGGCCAGAUACUUCUGCAUGAUCUUAUUGGUUACUGGCCCAUUCGUCGGCCUUAACCUUCAAAUAUCUUGGGAAACAACUGUUGUACCACGACCACGGACCAAGAGGGCCGCUUUGAUCGCUAUUGCUAACUGUGUCUCGUCUGUCUCUCACUGGUUCACUCCGUACUUCUUCCUUCGAAACCAGGAGCCAUAUUAUCAGACGGGAGGCGGCGCAAUCAUUGUUGGGUGUGGGUUGACAGUAAUCUUCGUCCUCGUUACCAAGUGGUACUGUCGGAAGAAGAACAAAGAGUUGGAUGAGCAGGAAAGAGUCUCCGGUGAAUCUAAUGGAUGGAGGUUUGCAUCUUGA